UCAGUGUUGCGGCAACGGGCCAGGGAUAAACAGCUGAGCUGAGGCGUUGCUGGCAGUCCAACACUGAGAGCCCUUGGUGCAGUUUGCCAUUCAUUCUGAUCACAAAAUUACACCACCUGGGCAUCUCUUAGUAGUGAUGGUAUACCAUGACUCACGGAAGGCGUCUUGCCCUGGGCAUCUUCAUUCUUCUGCUAGUGGAUGUCAUUUGGGUUGCAUCUUCAGAACUGUCAGAGUACAUCUUCAAUAACACUGGCUUUGAUAAGCCCUUCUUCAGUACCUACUUAAAGACCAGCAUGUUUUCACUCUACCUCUUGGGUUUUAUCUUCUGGCGACCGUGGCGACAUCAGUGUUCUCACAGCAAUCAUGAUGAACGUAUAUACCAGGAAGUUGAUGCAAAUGAGGAUGAGGGAGAUCCACUUUCUCCUGAAAGUCGACAUUUGGAUCUCCCAAAGUGGAUGUACAUUUGGCAUUUUACCACUGCCAGUUGGGGGAACCUGAGGAGGGAUUAUGCUGAUUUUCCCUGGAAUGAUUACUGUUUUCAUAGGACAGACCUCCCUCCUGCUUCCAUCUUCACUGUGGAUCAAGUUGCCUCCAGUGUUGCCAGAGACACUGAUGAAGGAGCCCAACUUACUCACUUGGUUCUCUGGCGCUACUUACCUAUUGAACAUCCUCAGACUUUUGGCCGCAAAGCACAUCACCAGAGUGAACCAAGCUAUGUUCCACUUAAGUUGCAAGAGUCACAUGAGAAAAGCUCAGAUGGAGAGAGUGAUGACUCUUCUGUCAAGUCCGUCCGUUUCAGUAAGCUGACAGAGGUGCGGCAGAUGUCUGAGUCUGAUGCUGUGGAUGCCAUGUUGUCCCGCCUCUCCUUUUCUGCUUCCAUUCGGGCUGAGCAGUUGGCUCUUCAACAGGCAAACAAGUUGUCUAUUAAGGAAGUUAUGAAAAUUUCAUGCAUUUUUUGUUUACUGUGGUUUGCUGGAAACUAUGCCUACCAGAUUGCUCUAAGCGACACAGAAGCAGGUGUGGUUAAUGUCAUCUCUUCAGCUUCUGGUCUCUUCACUCUUAUUCUUGCUGCCAUCUUCCCAUCAUCAGUUGCAGACAAAUUCACUAUCUCCAAGCUAAUCUCAGUUCUACUUAUGGUUGUAGGAGUGGGACUGAUAAGCCUUGAAGAUAUCAGUUUGGAGGGCAAGAGUGUGCCAGUAGGAGUAAUUUGGGCGCUGGCAGGAGCAGUUCUAUAUGCUUGUUACAUGGUCUUCCUUAAGUGGAGAGUACCUACUGAAGACCAGAUGGAUUUUACCAUGUUCUUUGGAUUUGUGGGUUUAUUCAAUGCUAUCAUCCUUUGGCCUGGAUUUCCAUUGCUGGAUGUCAUUGGCUGGGAACCAUUCCAGUUGCCUAACCUCCAGCAGCUGCUCUACAUGUCUGUAAAUGGUCUAGUGGGUACAGUGCUGUCAGAAUUAUUAUGGUUAUGGGUAGAGAACAGUCUCACCAUGGAGGGGUACUGGUAA
Portunus trituberculatus (swimming crab) is the source of this 1502-nucleotide messenger RNA. RefSeq names its product solute carrier family 35 member F5-like. The transcript is spliced from 13 exons. Gene Ontology annotation, biological process: regulation of peptide transport. The record is from RefSeq and is a predicted model, not a curated record. Bases 147 to 1502 code for a protein of 451 amino acids. NCBI's taxonomy places the organism in Eukaryota, Metazoa, Arthropoda, Malacostraca, Decapoda, Portunidae.